CUGAUACCAUAAAAAUUAGUUAAAAAGGUCAACAAAAGUAUAGAGUUUCUUCUCAAGUGUCUCUCCCUUGUCUUGGGAUUCAUCACGAUCUUUCCUACGCUCUUCUAGGAUGUUUGUAAGUUCAAUUGUUACUGCGUAUAUGUCAGCUUUUUCCUCUUCAGAAAGUGACUCUAUUGUAAAUUUAAACCUUUUUAUUUUAGACAUGUCCGAGUAGAAAUCUAUCAGGUAGUUUCAGUUUUCCCGAAUCCACUUUUUCGAUGCUUGUCAGAAAGCCUUAGAGAUCAGUAGUAUAGAGCUUCAUUCGAUGGAAUCUGAGAAGAUCGAUGGGAAGAAGAGGGCUUGAUUUUUAAUCAAUAUUCUCUUUGAGGUUCCAAAUCUUUUUAAACUUCUCACAUCCUUUUCAGCUGUAAUGAUUUUGUAGGUAUUUCAAGGUCCAGCUUGACUCCCUUCUUUUCUUUCAUGAAGCCAGAUGCUUUUUCUGAGAAGGAGACUAUAGAGUCUCCAAUGAAGGGACUAUUAAUGUUAAAACGAGUUUUUGAAUUAGAUUUACUAGUAGAAGGAGCAUUUCAUGCUUCAUGGUUAUCAUCUGAGUAGAAAUUAUCGUCUACCUCAAUUUUAGCAAUAUCUACUAAUGUCAUUGAAGAUUAUUGUUUUUCUUCUUCCUUCGAUUUCUAGCUUGAUCAACUAUAUUAUGUACAAUAAAAAAAUGUGUGUGAAUUUUUCAUAAAGAUCUAUUAUUUCUACCCUUCUGGUGGAACUUUUCUAGUUUUAAUUUGAAGAUGUUAAAAAUCUUACCUAAAAAUUUUGUUUAGCAUUUUAAAUCCAAUUUGUGAUUCUUAUUGCAAUCUCUGAUUCCAUUAUCAAUUUCAAUAACUUCGCUUUCAUUAAAGGAAAAAUUUAUCCUGGCUUGUUGUCAAUGACUUAUUAGACUUUAAAUUCUUGUAUGAAAGAGAUAUAUGCAAGUACCUUACGCUCUUCAUAGUCUGUGCUUGGUAAUUCCAGUCUUAGUCCUUCCUCACCAGAUUGGACACUUUUGCCCUCCUGUUGUUACGUCUUCUGGUUCUCAUAAUUUUGAUCUAUUCGAGUUUCCUUUUUGGAAUUUCUGCUAUUAUGAAUUUUUAGUUCUUCUUCAAAUUUUGUAAUUUCUUCUCCAUCAAUUUCUAAAAAUUCAUCCAUCUUUUCCCAAUCUUCACUCUUGAUUAAGUUAAAAUUUUCUAUAGGAAGAAAUUGUAAUUUGGAAUCUUCUCCAGUGGCAGCUGGGAUUUCUUCAGGAGUUGUAGUAUUUUUAUUUUCUAGGUUUGCUUCAGAAGUUUUUGGAAGGUUCUGAGCAACUUUCUGGCCAAGAUUGGUUUCUUGACUCUCUAUAAUACAGUUGUUGUCAGGUGUGUUACUUUUGAGUGUUUCAUUUUGUCAGAGUUUAUCACCUGCUUCUAUUUUUACAUUGGAUAAUUUUUCUUCAAUGUAAUGGAGAUAUUCGUGGGCGUUCUUGCUAUGUGGAUCGAUUUGUAAGAGAUUUUCAAAUUGUAAUUCUUCUAGCUUGUAUUGCCUCAGAUAAUAUAGUGUAGUUCCAUACCUGAAUAGCGAAUUCUCAUGUAAGCUGUCUAAUCUUAGAGCUGAGAGAGCAUCUUGCUCUGCAUCAGCAUAGUUCUUACGGUUUAGAUAUCACUGAGAUCUGUCAAUGUAAAGGUCUACUUUAAUCUUUAUAUCUCCUAGAUCAAUCGUUAAUCACUUGGUGUAUCAUUCAAUUGUCUAUUCAAACUCAAUAGAACAGAAGAAACUGUUUCUUAGCUCCUCAUAUUCUCUAUAUUUAUUUGAGAAGUAGGAUUAUUGCUUCCUUUUAUCAUAAUUUUUGAAUUAGGCUUUGCUCCUCCUGUCUUUUUCUGUAAUCGUUCUCUUCUUUUUGCUUGAUCUUUUA
Messenger RNA from Moneuplotes crassus, 1915 nucleotides. The record is from the annotation of a GenBank genome assembly. NCBI's taxonomy places the organism in Eukaryota, Ciliophora, Spirotrichea, Euplotida, Euplotidae.